Molecule: messenger RNA, 947 nt
Organism: Oryzias melastigma (Indian medaka)
Lineage: Eukaryota; Metazoa; Chordata; Actinopteri; Beloniformes; Adrianichthyidae
Product: zinc finger and BTB domain-containing protein 6
Exons: 2
Coding region: 26-814 (262 amino acids)
Biological process (GO): regulation of transcription by RNA polymerase II
Molecular function (GO): DNA-binding transcription factor activity; RNA polymerase II cis-regulatory region sequence-specific DNA binding
Source: RefSeq, a predicted model, not a curated record
CUUAACUGCAGCCAGCGCUCUCCAGAUGAGCCAGGUGGUGGACAAAUGCACAGAAGCGGUCUCCCUUUACCUCAGUCCCACUCUUACAUUUUUAAAACAGAAUCCAAGCAGAAGCUGGCUGGAUUCCAGCUGCGAUGAUCAGAAGGAAAAGGAUGAAGUCCAGUCCAGAAAUCAAGAGGUAAAGGAAGGGCGAGUGUCCCCGACUCAGCCAAAGCUGAAAGCAAGCCAACAAGCGAAGGCAGUUGGACAAAAACAAGGAGAGCCGAAAGAGAAAAUGAAGUUAACUGAAAUAGUCUUGGAGUCUGACGAAAUUUCCAAGAUCAGAGAUGAUACAAGUCAUGAAGAACUACCAGAAAGCCCCAAAAAACCACAAGAAGAGGAGGAGGGAAACGUAUACUCACUGAUAGAACAACUUCAACCAGAUGAAGAUAAAACUGAUUCGACUUUGUUAACCCACCCAGGAGAACAGGUGACAAAAAGUCACAUGACUGCAGAAGAUGUCUCAGAGCAUUCAGAAAACGCCUCAGUUCAGAGACCAUACCUGUGCAGAAAGUGUGACAAAGUCUUUCAACACCUCGAGAGCUACAUGGACCAUGUCAAGGAGAGCAAAGAGUAUUUCUGUUUGGUCUGCAAAAAAAGCUUUUCAGGGAGGGCCAACUUGACUCGGCACAUUUGCACCUACACCGCUGCCAAGCCCUUCCGAUGCCCCCUCUGUCACAAGACGUUUACGAAGAAAGCUUUGCUGCAAGAUCACUUCCACCUGCACACAAGGGAGACACCAUGUAAGUGUGCUCUGCACCUCGCACUUAAAUGAAAUUUAGGAGCAUCGUGCAAGUCAGACAAGCCUGAGGAGCAGUAGCUUUUUGCAGAAAAUUUUGGUCAUAUUGAUAGUUUUAUUGCUUUUUUUCAUUCAUUUUCUUAUGCAUCAUUCUAUAAAGUCGACAAAU